Messenger RNA from Arabidopsis arenosa, 2548 nucleotides. The record is from the annotation of a GenBank genome assembly. Lineage: Eukaryota; Viridiplantae; Streptophyta; Magnoliopsida; Brassicales; Brassicaceae.
AGAGUUGAAGAAGAAGAAGAAGAAUUCCGGCGAUCUUAUACUCAUGGAUUCUUGUCGGAGUUCCAUUGGUGUAUGUUCGAUCGAGGAGAAGCGAAUGCUGGAAUUAAAGAGUUUACUUAACUGGUUGACGCAACGCAAUUUUGACAAGAUCAAGGAUGAGAUUGUUCAUACAAUAAGAUCAUCUCCAUCUGCUUUUAUCUUGAAGACUCUAGUGUCUUGCGUUUUCGAGAUGGCAAUGGUGGAAAAUUCCUAUGUAUUAUUCGCUCGUUUAUGCGUAGAGCUUUUUCACGAGCUUCCUCCUCUUCCAUCAGAUGAAUCUCACGGCGAUAUUACAACUUUUGAGAGACUAUUUUUGCGCAAAUGCCGAAUUGAGCUUGAAAACUCAUACCCCAAAACAGAACAUUUACCACUUGUUUAUGUUGAUGAAUCAAACUGUUACAGAUUCAUCAAAACCGUAAGGGUUUUAGGUGAAGUUUUCAAGAAUAAGAAGAUCACUGAAACAACCCGGAAAAGCAUAAUUCAGGUGCUUAUGAAUCCCAUCUUACCACCUGAGAGGAUCACUGAUGCGAUGAAUUUAUUUCUGUCCACCAUUGGAAAACUAGCUGACUUCCAUUUUUCUGAUGAAAAUUUCAAUCAGCUAAUUCGAAGUUCUCGGGCUGUAGAGUUAGAGAGAAAUUACAAUGACGAAGUAAAGCUUAGGAAAGAAGCAGAAGAUGCACUUGUUCGAAAAAAGGAAGAAGUAGAGAUGAUGGAAGGGUUACUUGAGUCUUACAAGGAAGAACAAGGUAAAUUGCAACUUCAAGCUAAAGCCUUGGAGCACAAGCAUGAAGCAGAGUUGAGGCAUAGGAAAGAAACUGAAACCUUGCUUGCCAUAGAACGGGAGAGGUUAGAGAAGGUAAAGAUUCAACUGGAAACUGUUGAAAAUGAAAUGGAUGAUACGCGUUUGAAGGCUGAGGAGUUCGAAAGAAAGUACGAGGGUGAGAUGAUUCUCAGGAUAGGAUCCGAAAAUGCGCUGGUUAGAGAAAAGAAAGAGUUGGAAGAAGUAAAGCUACUGCUUGAAACCUACAAAACAGAGCAAGAGAGUCUGACCUCAGAGGAGGUCAUGAAUGAUCCACACUUUGCUGCCGAUGGAUUCACAUACGAAGCAGAAUCUAUUAGGAAAUGGUUUAGAUCAGGUCACCAGACGUCUCCGAUGACAAAUCUCCAACUUCCACAUCUCACUCUUGUCCCUAACCGUGCUCUCCGGAAUGCGAUUGAGGAGUUGUUUACUCAACUGGUUGACAUCGACAAGAUCAUCAAGGAUGAGAUUGUUCAUACAAUAGGAUCAUCUCCCUCGGCUGUUAUCUUGAAGGUUACUCUCUAUUGUCUUGCGUUUUUGGAUAUGGAAUCCUAUGUAGCUCGUAUAUGCGUAGAGCUUUUUCACGAGCUUCCCCAUCUUCCAUCAGAUGAAUCUCAGUCCGAAAAUACAACUCUUGAGAGAAAGUUUUUGCGUAAAUCCCAAAUAGAGCAUGGAAACUCAUCCCCCAAAAGAGAACCACUACCACAUGUUUAUGUCGAUGAAUCAAAUCAUUGGAGAUUCAUCAAAACCGUUAGGGUUUUGGCUGAAGAUUUCAAGGAUAAGAAGAUCACAGAAACAAGUAUAAUUCAGGCUAUCGAGUUGGAGAAUAAGUACAAUGACAAAUUCGAAGUCAAGCUUAGGGAAGGAGAAGAUGCACUUGCUAGAAAAAAGGAAGAAGUAGAGAUGAUGGAACGUUUACUUGAGUCUUACAAGGAAGAACAAGGUAAAUUGCAACUUCAAGUUAAAGCCUUGGAGCACAAACAUGAAGCAGAGUUGCAGCUUAUGAAAGAAACUGAAAUCGCAUUAGCCAUAGAACGUGACUAUAUGCGUUGGAAGGCUGAGUAUUUCGAGAGCGAAUACAACGACGAACUGGCACGCAGGAGAGAAGACGUGAAAGCGUUGGAGGGUUUAAAGCAACUGCUUGAAACUGUAAUAAUAGAAAAAAAGAACCUGAAUUCACAGGUCAUAACAUGGCAAGACAAGUACGACCAAGAGUCAAUUAUUAGAAAGAAAACAGAGGAUUCUCUUUCUACUAAAAAACUAGCGCUCAAGAUUGUCAAAGGUUUUGUCGAAUCGUACAAACAAGAAACAGAUGCGAUGCGACAAGAGAAGGACAAUGCUCUUAAAACAGCACAAGAGACAGAUGUCAUGGAAGAUCCACACAUGGCUGCCGAUGGAUUCACAUACGAAUUAGUAGCUAUUAAGAAAUGGAUUAGCACAGGUCACAAGACGUCGCCGAUGACAAAUCUCAAACUGUCACAUCUCAACCUUGUCCCUAACCGUGCUCUCUUCUCUGCGAUUCAGGAGUUGCUUUGAUUCUUCUUGUUUAGCUAACUGGUUCACUCUGUAAGUACCAAGUUGAUAUUGGGCCUAUGAUGGCCUGUUUAUGAGUCUUACUUCAAUUUGUGAUCGAUUGUAUUCUAAACCUCUUUUUCGAAUAGGAUACUCAUAACCGGACCUUGUUUUCUUUUAUAAAAUAUCCGAAAAUAA